UGGCGCUGACGUCGUGUUCUGCUGGUGGCCUAGCUUGAUGGCGGGUGCGGGCCUCGGGUCGAGAGUUGAAGGCGGACGAACUUUCCUGCAGAAUUCUCAGACGCGCGCCGACUAGCUCGGUCCAUUUUGAUCUCACACUUCGAAAAGUGAAACGAACGAACUGAAAACGAACACGACCUCACGCAUUUGAGAGGAAAGGGCCUCCGCCUGCGACUUUUGCCAGAUUCGAGCCCGUAGAAGAACAAUAUGUCCCACACAGUGACCAACUCGAGCUCGGCCGCCGAUAUUUCGGCAGCCCUCACGACCCCGACGCAGAACAGGAAGGCUCUCGCACUCGACCUCAAACGCAGCAAUAAGGUCGACUUCGCCAGGGAGCGCAGUUUUGUGCAGUACUCGCGCCGCUCCAACGGCAAGCACAACGGGGCCACCGUGCACCAGCAGCACCAGGCGGCCGUGGCCGCAGCAGCCAGCAGGGCGGCAAACAAACCCUCCCUCGAGAUCUACAGACCGCCGAUCACACGGGCGAGCGGUAACCACCGCUUCCACAAUUUGGAGCAGGAUUUUGAUCACUCUGUCAGUCGGCUGAAUGUGCACGCGAAGGAGUUCACAGUCAACUGCAAUUCCAAGAACAACCUGCACCUGAGGCAGGUGUCCAAUAACAGGGUCAGAGGUCAGCCAAAUGCGGGCGACCUCAGCAGCAUUCAGCAGUCCAUGUCUGUAGGAAACAUGAUCACAACCUCCGCGUCGGCAUCGCGGGUGCACUUCCACGAGGACGCUGCAAAGCCAAUGCCUCUGAAGGGCAUCAUGAAAAAGCCCACCGUCACGCCCGGCGGCCUGCAGCGCUCCAAGAGCAUGGGCGCCGCCGACAGCAUAAAAAACAGGGAGCCCGGAAUCUCGCCUGAGGCCCCGGAACUGGGCAUUUUCCCAGGAGAAGCCCUCGUCCUCAUAGAGAGAGCAGUAACUGACCCGAAUCAACUGUCCUCUCGCAGCUUGAUGUCUCUAGUCCGCCAGGUGCUUCAAAGGGUGAUCGAAAGCGCGCGUUACGCGGCGCCCGCUGCCAAGUUUUGCAUAUCUGUCAUCGAGAAAGAGAAACAGGAGACAUUUCUGGAGACCCUGUUGAACACUUGCACACAAUGGUACCACGAACGGGAUCGCCACCUCCGGCUCUCCGCUUCCACCGCCGUCCUGCUCCCAGGCGCACCGGCCCCCAGCUGUCCCCGCUGGGUCGCUUACAUGACUUUUCUCAACGAAAUGUACUGCCAGCUGAAACGGCGGCAGUUGCAGUUGCGAACCAAGCCCCAGGGUAUUUCACCAGAAAUGCAUCUUUUGGGACUGCUCUAUGACUCGUGCUUUGUUUGCCUGAAGCCCCCAGCCAUCAACUCAUUGGGAGAGACGGAAUGUCUAUUUUACGUAUUGACCUCGAUCGGACGCGACCUGGACUCGGAAAUGAAGCAGCGCAUGCCAAAAUUGAUGGCCGCGCUGCGAGACGCAUUCGUGGACACGUCGAUUCCCGGUGUGCGAAAGACCCUAAUGCAGUUGAUCGAAAUGAAGGCUUCCAGGUGGCAGUUGCCCGCCUCGGCCGUCCUCUACUACUACCCAGGCACAAGUGCAAUCAAGUAGGCGCGUGAACUUGACACACGCGCAUUGUAUUCAUCCGUUGCAGAAAAAAUCUACUUAAUCGCAAAUGUAACGUAGGAUCAAUUAUUGUUUACAAAUACACAAUAAGAAAAUGUAAAUACAAAGGCUGUUUCAAAAAACCUCUCACGUCAGUGCGUAUAAAAGAUGUGCGAUGCUUUGGCUGCUUGCAAGUGAUUUUGAUUGAAUUUUAUGUUUGUUUAAGAUUUUGUCUUGCUCUUUGAUUGCGGAGAGGUGAAAAGUUUUGCAAAAUGGCGCUGUAUAUAUAUAAUUUCAAAAUCUAUUGCCUGAUAUUGGGACGCACGGAGUGAUUGUCCGUUUGUGCCAAAUUUUCAAUUGAAUAAUUUAUUAUUGCUAUAUACAAUUUAUAAUUCUUGUUAUUUAAGAAGCCAGUCAUUUUGUGGCAUCUCUCGCCAUUUAAAUACACUGCUCUAUUUUAGCUACUUUUGAAAAUGAGAUGCCGAAAGCAUGUGACACACACGUAUUCACCGAAACCAGCUGUGGACUUGAGCUGUAAUUUUUUUAUUCUCAUCAAAGAUCAAUAAAAUACAGGAAAUUACAAAAUAA
Messenger RNA from Cloeon dipterum, 2202 nucleotides. RefSeq lists its product as uncharacterized. Lineage: Eukaryota; Metazoa; Arthropoda; Insecta; Ephemeroptera; Baetidae. Gene Ontology annotation, cellular component: cytosol. The record is from RefSeq and is a predicted model, not a curated record. Gene Ontology annotation, molecular function: protein binding; translation activator activity; RNA binding. The coding region runs from base 247 to 1620 and encodes 457 amino acids. Gene Ontology annotation, biological process: regulation of translational initiation. The transcript has 10 exons.